AUGGCUCCGAAGCUCGACACCAAAGAGGGAAAAAAAGAAAAAAAUAACCUUCCACCACACAUCCACAUCAACCAGGCUGGCCAAUGGGCCCCCCACACUACCACCCAAGCCGAUGAAUUCCGAGUCUUCGCUUUUGGCCCCAACCUGACAGCCUUGAGGCUCCAACGAAAACUUUUCGGCGCUACAUCAGCAAACGACCUACGCGGCCUCUCCGUGUGA
Molecule: messenger RNA, 219 nt
Organism: Colletotrichum orchidophilum
Lineage: Eukaryota; Fungi; Ascomycota; Sordariomycetes; Glomerellales; Glomerellaceae
Exons: 1
Coding region: 1-219 (72 amino acids)
Source: RefSeq, a predicted model, not a curated record